AAGUCCUCUGAUAAAACUUAAAUAACAACGCUAAUGAUCAUGAUUUUAUUCAUGCUAAAUAGUAUUAGAGUUUAAAAUAAAUCGUAUCUAUUUAUCCCGGAACACUAGAUUUCCAAAAUAAUGUUUAGCAAGCGUCCGACUGACGUAGAUGAAGUGAAGAAAGCCAAAUCGAAAAUUUUUGUAAAGAAACGUCCUGACCUGAUGAAAUGACGAGAUCAGUUUAAAGAGUACCAUCUUUAAUUGAAUGGGAGAAUUUUCAACUCUCCUAUCCAUUCCUGGCCACUGCAGACAGAGUAUUUAAGAAAUUUGUUCCAUCAUUAAGUCCUUUUAAUGGUAAUAAAUUCAGCGAUGAAUAAGUUGCCAGACGGUUCACAACUUAUUGGCACCACAGCAACAGUUCAGUCAAUCGCCAUUCAGCAACCCAUGGCUGUCAGACAGCAGAUCCCAGCAACAAUCCCGGGAACUCCCACUCAGGCGGAGACUAAAGUCUUAGACAAGCGAAGACUGCAGGAGCUGGUCAAGGAAAUUGAUCCUAUGGAGCAGCUGGAUGAGGAUGUGGAAGAGGCAUUGCUGAAUAUAGCUGAUGACUUCAUUGAUAGCAUUGUGACAUCUGCAUGUCAAAUUGCCAAACACAGGAAGUCCAGUACUUUAGAGGUUAAAGAUGUUCAGCUUCAUUUAGAACGUAACUGGAAUAUGUGGAUUCCUGGAUUCGGAUUGGAUGAUCUCAAGCCGUACAAGAAGGCAGCAGCUACUGAGGCUCACAAACAGCGAAUGGCACUUAUCAGAAAAACUCUUAAAAAAUAUUAGGAGGCAGGGAUAGCAAGAUUUAUCUUGUACAAGUACUGGUUGUGUCUUGUGAAAAUUGAGAUUUUGGUGUUUUAAAAAUGAAAUCUCUGUACAAAAUUCAGGAAGAUUGACAUCGGAAACUCGGUGACAGAGGUAGAAACUGUUAUGCCAAAAGUGAAAAAAAAAAAUUAACAUUUUCAUAAUUCAAGUUAACAUUCAUUGAGUAAUAGACUUUGAUUUCACAAUUUCAAUUUUUGUUUCAAGUAUUGUAUUAUUUUCUACUGAAAUAUUUUUAAUAGUGGACUAAUAUAUCACAAGUGUAUGAGCUAUACCUUGUAUGUUCAUAUGUACAUAUAUAUUUGUACAUGUUUGAGCUGUAGUGUAUGUUUGUACAUGUUUCCGAGCUGUACAUGUAUAUACCGAGUACAUUGUAUGAGAUCUUGAAGAGUGUAUAUUUGUACACACCAAUGAGGUGUACAGUGUAUGUUUGUACGUGUUUGUGAGCAGUACAUGUAUGUACCGGGUACAUUGUAGAGUGUAUAUUUGUACACACCAUUGAGGCGUACAGAGUAUGUUUUUUAUGUAUGUGUAUUUUACAGAGAGUAAGUUUGUAUAUGUGUUCAUGAGCUAUUGUUUGCUCCAUACUUGUAUAUAGUAUCAUUGUAAACCAUCAAAUUUAGAAAUGCAUGUAAUCUCAUUCUCAGUUCAUCAUUAAAAUUGCAGAGAAAACUGACAGUUUGAAAUCAAAUUACUUACAAAUAAAGAGAUUUAGGUUGAGUGGUAUUAAACAUAGGCGUCAUGCCUCUUAUUUUCAAAUGUCAAUGAUUCUUCCUAGUUAUAGACUCAGGGAGACAAUCAAAUGAACUGUUUUAUAUGCUCCAUGUUUAAUAGGGAGGAAACUUGAAUUGGGAGGGAAAAUCCUUCACAUUUCUAGACUAGUUAUAAACUUUUGUAUGGUGUGAAAAUAAAACGUUAAAUCAA
Messenger RNA from Ostrea edulis (European flat oyster), 1767 nucleotides. Its product is annotated as transcription initiation factor TFIID subunit 12-like. The record is from RefSeq and is a predicted model, not a curated record. Gene Ontology annotation, molecular function: protein heterodimerization activity; DNA binding; TBP-class protein binding. Bases 331 to 807 code for a protein of 158 amino acids. The transcript is spliced from 6 exons. Gene Ontology annotation, biological process: RNA polymerase II preinitiation complex assembly; DNA-templated transcription initiation. Gene Ontology annotation, cellular component: transcription factor TFIID complex; SLIK (SAGA-like) complex; SAGA complex. Lineage: Eukaryota; Metazoa; Mollusca; Bivalvia; Ostreida; Ostreidae.